AUGAAAUUAAUUAUUCUAUUGACAUUCAUCUUUUUAGUCAAUUCUGCAGAUAUAAAAACAUGUCUAUGUUCAAACCUAUACACUGAAUUUGACUGUAGUAAUGCUGUCUCUUUUCAGGCAGCUAGCCAAGACUUAUUUGAUGUUAAGGCUUGUAUAUGGCUUGAAGGAUAAUGUAUAGAUAUCAUUAAGGAUUUUGAUUUUCCUUGUGUUUUACUUGAUGAAGAUACAUGUAAUAAUGUACCUUCAUGUGCAUGGUAAAAUUUACAAUGCCAAAAAUUUACAAAAUGUUCAGAUUAUACAUAUGAAAAAAGUAUUCUAUCUAAAUCUUGUGAUGAUAUUAGUUGUUUAGAUAAUGGAACUUAAUGUGCUUUUGAUAUAAUAGGACGAAAUGAAUAAUAUUGUGAAGAUAUAGCCUUUGAAGAAGAUUGUUCAAGAAUAUAUUUAUUAUAUAAGAAAACUUUAUGUAAUUGGAAUGGGUCUGCAUGUGUAGGACAAAGAUUAUCUUCUUGUUCAAGUUUAACAGAAAAAUAAUGUUUAUAAGCUAAUGCCUAAUGUGCUUGGAAAAAUUCUUCAUGUGUUAAAAGAACAUGUGAAGAUGGGCAAUAUCCCUUUUAUUAGUCAGAAGGAGUUAAACUAUGUUCAAGUUACUUAGAUAUUGAAACUGAUUAGAUUAUGUAUUGUGAAAUAAAUGAAGAUGGAUUAUGUGCAACAUCAAAUCCUGAAGAUUUAGAUAGAAGAAAUUGUUAUGCAUAAUCCUUUUAAUAAUAUUUCUGGAAUCCAGAAGAUGAAGAAUGUUAGAUGUGCUUAUGA
Molecule: messenger RNA, 810 nt
Organism: Paramecium primaurelia
Lineage: Eukaryota; Ciliophora; Oligohymenophorea; Peniculida; Parameciidae
Source: the annotation of a GenBank genome assembly